GACCAGAAACAUCGCAGCCUGAUAUCGAUAAGAACGUUGUUGACGCUGCAUGGUGGGAUUUUCACUCUAUUGUGGCGCUCAGGGGUUUCUCCCUUCUUAGUGUGAGUCUAUUUUCACAAGCGAGGCCGAAAUUGACUGAUCGUUGAUCUUGAUCCCGGUAGUCGCGGCAAACCAGGCCGAUAUCGAACCCGCCUCACCCAGCAGACCUCGAUAUGCGCCCAGACACUCGCGAUCAACAAGAGGAGCUCGAACCCUUCCUCAUAUCCCAGGAAACCGCGGAGGACGAAAGGCUUACCACAAGAGUCUUUGGGCAAAUUUCACGAACAUGGCGCAAGGCUCAAGUGCUCAUCGCUUCGGAGCAGGCGGUCGGUAUCUUCAAGUGCAGCCUUGCAUAUCUACUCGCGUCGCUGGCAGUUUUCAUACCAGUUAUUGGUAGUCUUCUGGGCAACCAAUAUGGGAAACAUCUGGUCGCGACUAUCACCAUCUACUUCCACCCGGCUAGGUCGCAGGGUAGUAUGUACAAAGCACUGAUAUGCGCCUUCGUCGCAUUCCUUUUCGCGACGUUCCUCUCCUUAUCGAGCAUGUGGGUGACUAUCACUAUUGAAAGAAAACACGAUUUGAUUGAGUUAGGCCAUGCUGUGGUGCUGAUCGUCUUCGUGAUGGGCGGAUUCGGAUUUAUCGGUUGGAUCAAGCAGAGAUUACAAGACCCGCUCGCCAAUGUCGCAUGCUCUCUGGCUUCGUUAGCCUCUAUUUUGGUUAUCACAAAAGAGGGCGCUGUCCAGACAGGGGACCUCUCCUUUACCAAGAUCUCCCAGAUCCUUAGGAUGCUUCUUUUGGGCAUUGGCGUUUCAACGGCGGUGUCGUUAUCGAUAUUGCCUGUCUCUGCCCGGAAGAAAUUCCGUGGAGACCUUUCUACCUUGACCGGUACAGUGACAGCGAUGUUGAUGAGUACCACCGAGAGCUUUCUCCGCGGCACUGACCGUGAACUACAAACCGCCGACUUUACAAAAUUAUAUGGACACCACGAUAAAGUCUUCGGUCAGUUGAAGACGCUGCUGGGUGAGACUAAACUUGAACACUACGUGGCUGGAACGAAGCGAGAACAUUCUAUUGAGAAGCGCCUCGUGAGUCUCAUGCAAGAUAUCACACACGGAAUAGGUGGUCUACGCAGUGCAGUGACUUUGCAGUCUAAAUUACUUGCGCCAACAAAAUAUACGAGAACAUCACAAUCCUUGGCCAGGCCAGCGGAAUUACCCAAUCCUGCUAUUCCAGCCUCUUCAUCGCUAGCUGGAGAGUCGCAAGCUGUUUCAUGGGAAGACGCACAGCCAUUUGGCAACGGGGAUUCAAUCCUAGUGCCCGGCGUGGGACAACAGUCCUCUUCAAUUCACUCUCCUGCUGAGAUCUUCGAAAAGCUAACAUCUGGGCUCGAGGUUUCUAUCCUAUCACUCGCUCAUACCCUGCGAGAGACUUUUGCAGAAAUUUCCUUUGGACCUGCGCCGGAUUAUCGACUUUCUAUAAGCGACGGGGUUACCGAUCGCAUCAAUGAAGCAGUAGAUCUAUACCGAGAAGCUCGACAUGUUGCUUUUUCUUCCCUGCGUCGUGAUUGGGAGAUGAUAUCUCCUUCUCAGGUGGACAAGGCCAGCCUUGAGGAAAUCUUCGCGAAUUGCGAGUAUUUCUCCGUCUCGUUACUUGAGCUUAGCGAGCGGCUGCGAGAGCUGUUGCUAAGCUUAGAGGAGCUGCAGGCUGAGGUUAAUGAAAGGCCUGAUGGAAGAUCAUGGGAGUGGCUGCGUCCUUCGUGGUGGCCGGCUCGCCGAGAACAAGCCCUAAAUCUCAAUGAAGCCUCAUCGUUAAGGAAUACCAGCGCUGCCGGCAAUACGCGAAGCCCAUUACGAAUAGCGAAUACGAGCGACCAGUCUGGAGGGGUGCAUCGAGGGAGCACCCGAAACUAUAGAGCUGGUCAAGAUGUUGUAAGACUGUUCGAUUUCUUGCGAAAGGACGAAAUCAAGUUCGCUCUCAAAGUAGGCAUUGGAGCAGCGCUAUACGCCUUACCUUCCUUCAUAUCCGUGACCAGGCCAUAUUAUCUGUCUUGGAGAGGAGAGUGGGGUCUUAUUUCCUACAUGCUUGUCUGCUCCAUGAUAAUCGGCGCGUCGAAUACCACGGGCUUUGCUCGUUUCCUCGGUACAUGUCUUGGUGGUCUUUGCUCGAUCGCUGCUUGGUACCUUGCUGGAGAUGACGCUGUCAAGCUCGCGUUGACGGGCUUCGUCAUGGCCAUCGGGCCUUUCUACGUCAUUCUUGUCAAGGGACAAGGCCCCAUGGGGCGGUUUAUCUUACUCACCUACAACCUCUCUGUUCUCUAUGCCUUCUCCCAUUCGCAAAUCGAUAUGAAUGAUGCGAAUGACGAAAUUGAACACCUCGAUAUCACCUCCAUCGUCCUCCGUCGAGUCAUCUCCGUCAUCACAGGCAAUAUUUGGGGAAUCAUUAUCACGCGGGGCAUCUGGCCUAUUCGCGCACGGACGAAGCUUGAUGAAACACUCCAGACGCUGUGGCUUCGACUGGCCCUGGUUUGGGAAUCCGACCCGCUGAAUACGAUAUCCAGGGGUGACGCAACCACACCAGUUCUCUACUUGGACCCCCGCGACAAGGCUGAGAUAGAGCACCUCCUCUCGCAACUCGACCCCAUGCAGGCUUCUGCACGCUCUGAGUUUGAGUUGAGAGAUCCGUUCCCAGAUGCUGCCUAUAGCAAUGUCAUUCGCUGGACGAGAGACGUUGUGGACAACUUUCAUUCCAUGGACCUGGUUUUGUCUAAUCUCGCUGCACCUUCUGAAGGGCAGAUGUCGCUUUUGCGACAUACGGCCGUUGCUAGACAGAGAAUGUCUGAGUGCAUCGGUAAUUCGCUCAUCACCAUAGCGUCAGCUGUUGAUCUUGGGCAUAGUUUCGAUACCCCUACGAAUGUAGAGCGGUCUCGUGACGAACUUCUGGCACAGAUUUCUCGAUAUCGUCAAGACAAGCGAGCGUCCCACGCGACGAAUGAUGAAGAUUAUGUGCUGCUCUACGCUUACAUCAUUGUGAGCCGCCAAUUGUCGAAUGAGAUUGUCCAAAUCACGACAGAACUGGGUCGCAUCUUCCCGGCUUCGGAUGAGGAUUUAGUUGGUGCUGUUCGAGUGUAAUUUAUGUGACUGCCUACGAUUUUCUCGAUUAUACCCCAUUUCAAAUAGAUCUCAUUUUUCUUCCAUA
Messenger RNA from Penicillium brasilianum, 3234 nucleotides. The record is from the annotation of a GenBank genome assembly. NCBI's taxonomy places the organism in Eukaryota, Fungi, Ascomycota, Eurotiomycetes, Eurotiales, Aspergillaceae.